Gallus gallus (chicken) is the source of this 1012-nucleotide messenger RNA. RefSeq names its product midnolin-like. Bases 190 to 924 code for a protein of 244 amino acids. Gene Ontology annotation, molecular function: protein binding. Gene Ontology annotation, cellular component: nucleus. The transcript is spliced from 4 exons. NCBI's taxonomy places the organism in Eukaryota, Metazoa, Chordata, Aves, Galliformes, Phasianidae. The record is from RefSeq and is a predicted model, not a curated record.
GCGUCAGGCUGCGCUCCGACCGCUCGGCACGGGGCAGCGCUUCGGGGGCACCGCUCCGCCCGCGCCCUCCCGGAACUUUUAGGGCCUUUUUUUUAUUAUUUUUCCGCCGUUUCUUCCCCCGGUGCCGCCGGAGGCAGCCGAGCUCUGAUCGCAACGGGAUCCGCGGGGCAGCGCUCCGGGCUCGGCCGCAUGGAGCCGCAGCCCGGCGCUCGGAGCUGCAGCCGCGGGGCCGCCCCCUGCGACCCUCUCCCCGCGGAGCGCCCCGUCCACCUCUGCAUCCACACCACGACCGGAGCGCGUUACGAAGUGGCCGUUCCUCCGGACGAGACGGUGGAGGGGCUGAAACGGCGGCUGUCGCAGCGCCUUAAGGUGCCCAAGGAGCGCCUGGCGCUGCUGCACAAAGACAGCCGCCUCAGCUCCGGGAAGCUGCAGGACCUGGGGGUGGUGGAAGGCAGCAAACUGACGCUGGUGCCCACCGUGGAGGCCGGCCUGAUGUCCCAGGCAUCCAGGCCGGAGCAAUCGGUGAUGCAAGCGCUGGAAAGCUUAACUGAAACUCAGGUGAGCGGCUGCGAGACAAAGAGCUCCAUGGGAAGGGGCUGCCGUGGCCCCUCCCGGCCCCAUCCCGUCCCCUCCUCCCCUCCCCUCCCCGCGGUCCCCUCCGGGAGGGGUGGCAGUGCUGAGGGUGGUGCCCGGGGCGGUCGCCGUCACUGGGUGUGGGGAGGUCCCACGCUGCGCCCGCAGCCCAAACAGCCUCGAGUUGUUGGGGGGGGGUGUGGGGGGUGUGGGGCUGUGACUCAGCCAAGGUCAUCCAGCAGGCGGUGGGGGGGCUGGGAUGGAGGCGGGGGACGGGGGGGGGGGCUGUGGCCACCUACCCUCCGGUGCAGGGAGCUCAUGGCUCUGGGAGGCUCUGAGCCCUCUCCUUGAUGGAGAUGGGGGGGGGGAAGGACUGAGUGCUGCGCUGCUCUCCCUGCGCCGGGGUUACCGUCGCCGUGCAGUUUGGCUGUGCCAUGGG